CUCUUUCAAAACUAUGGUAUUGUUACAACGUAUGAGAAAAGGACCGCACAUCCGUGCAGCCUCUCCGCCGACGGGCGUCUAACCAAACCACCCAGUGCUGCCUCUCUUCUUCAUUUUUUUGGUCCUCCCCUUCCCUCUCUUUCUCUUCAUAAAGCCCUUUCCUACUCUUCUCCCCCAAGAAAAGGCUACUAUGACAACUCGAACCCUCUCCGCCCUCCCGAUUUCGACCUCUACGUAUCCCUUUCUGUCCAAGAGCACCACCAGGAACCCCAUUCUCCCCUCCCUUUCUACUCUCUCGCUUCCCUCCAACCGCCGCAAGCCCAACCUCCUCGCGAGCUCUCUCCUUGGAGACCCUACCCGUCUCUCUUCCCUCCGCGCUCCCACCAUGCCUCUCUACCCCCGGCCUACCCUUCGCUCCGCCGCCGUCUUCUCCACUCUUCCCACCGCGAAACCGGAGAGAGCUUCGACCGGGAAAAUCCCCAAGUGGUCGGCAAGGGCGAUAAAGGCCUUCAGCAUGGCGGAACUGGAGGCAAGGAAGCUCAAAUACCCCAACACCGGGACGGAGGCUCUCCUCAUGGGUAUCCUUGUCGAGGGAACCAGUAAAGCAGCACAGUUUCUACGUGCCGAUGAAAUUACCCUUUUCAAAGUACGUGAGGAAACUGUCAAGUUGCUUGGAAAAUCUGACUUGUACUUUUUCAGUCCUGAGCAUCCACCAUUGACUGAACCAGCCCAAAGGGCGCUUGACUGGGCUGUUGAUGAGAAACUGAAAUCAGGUGAUGAUGGAGAGAUAACGACGACACAUAUGCUUCUAGGUAUAUGGUCAGAGAAAGAUUCAGCCGGUCACAAGAUAUUGGCUUCCCUAGGUUUUGAUGAUGAUAAAGCUAAUGAGCUGGCCAAGUCUGCCAAUGAGGAGGCAGUCAUGAACUAUAGAUAGAUAUGAAGGAAAUUUCCAUCGUGGCAUAUGCUUUUCAAAUUGGAUGCUCAAAGGAUCUCCCAUUCAGCCACUUUUCUGGAAAAUUUCAUUGUCAAUCUGCUUACAAGGUGCAUCAUGGAUUUAGCUACCCAUACAGUGGUCAGGUGUGUUCAAUGAACCUCCAUGCUCCCAGGACUGGAAUUUUGUUUCUCAAUCCAACUUAAGUAGGGCAUCUGCAAAGUGUAUGAUUGAUUCUGCAUCUGGUCACCAGUACUGCUGUUGCCAGCCUUUUACAUUUUGCCCUUGCAUUGUUGAAUACCAUGAUUUGUAAAUCAAAAUCCAGUAGCAUCUGGUCGUUGUUUGCUUCAAUCUUCAAUACUCAUGACAGUAGCAUCUGGUUGUGGUUGUGGUCUCGCAUGAAAUUGUCAUGAAUCUGAAUUGCUGCAUUGAGGCGCCAACCUUAAUGGCCUUAAAAUAAUGAUUUUUGGUUGUUCCAGUCUUGUUUUGGAUGGCAAA
Elaeis guineensis (African oil palm) is the source of this 1429-nucleotide messenger RNA. RefSeq names its product ATP-dependent Clp protease ATP-binding subunit CLPT1, chloroplastic. The record is from RefSeq and is a predicted model, not a curated record. Lineage: Eukaryota; Viridiplantae; Streptophyta; Magnoliopsida; Arecales; Arecaceae.